AUGGCAGAAAAGACGGCAUUAGUGAUCCUCGCUGAUGGAGCCGAAGAAAUGGAAGCCACAAUUGCCAUUGACGUGCUGCGUCGGGGUGGAAUUAAGGUGACGGUUGCGGGUCUUCAAUCGGCAGACGUUGUGAAAUGCGCUCGUGAGACUCGAAUUCUCCCAGAUCACUCGCUUUCCGAUGUCAAGGAGAAAACAUUUGACGCCAUCGUUUUGCCCGGAGGGCAACCUGGAAGCAACUCUCUAGCAGCAAGUGCAGAAGUCGGAAAACUGUUGCAAAGCCAGGAUCAAGCCAAAAGGAUUGUCGCUGCGAUUUGUGCUGCACCAUUGGCAUUGAAGAGUCACAAGAUCGGACAGGGAGCCACAAUUACUAGCUAUCCGGGUGUUCGCGGCAGUGUCGAGUCGGAUCUACACAAGUACUCGGAGGAUUCUGUCGUUGUUUCUGGAAACAUCGUCACAUCGCGCGGACCGGGAACAGCUUUUCUCUUUGGACUCAAACUCGUCGAGGUGCUGGUCAAUGCGGAGAAGGCUAAAGAGGUCGCUAAGGCUAUGCUUGUCGACUAC
This is a messenger RNA of Mesorhabditis belari, 561 nucleotides long. The record is from the annotation of a GenBank genome assembly. Lineage: Eukaryota; Metazoa; Nematoda; Chromadorea; Rhabditida; Rhabditidae.